AUGUCUGACCAGUUUUACAAGUCCCCUGAGUUUGAGACGCUCCAGCUGCAUGCUGGCCAGGAGCCCGAUCCGACUACAAACGCUCGCGCGGUCCCUAUAUACUCGUCAACGAGUUUUGUGUUCAAUAAUUCUGAGCAUGCUGCAGAUCUCUUCGGAUUGAGGGCCUUCGGAAACAUUUACUCUCGCAUUGGCAAUCCCACUGUGGAAGUUUUCGAGAAGCGCAUUGCAGCACUCGAGGGGGGUGCGGCUGCCAUCGCCGCUUCCAGUGGACAGGCUGCUCAGUUUAUGGCUAUCUCCACCAUCGCUGGUGCUGGAGACAACAUUGUUUCUACAUCAUAUCUCUACGGCGGGACGUACAAUCAAUUUAAAGUAUACCUGAAGAAGUUCAAUAUCGGCGUCAAGUUUGUCACGAGGGAUGAUCCGGAGGCGUUUGCAGCGGCUAUUGAUGAGAAGACCAAGGCCAUCUAUGUGGAGAGCAUCGGCAACCCCAAAUACAAUGUCGCACCCAUUCCCGAGCUUGCAAAGAUUGCACAUGACCAUGGCAUCCCGUUGAUUGUUGACAAUACCUUUGGAAUGGGAGGCUACUUGACGCGACCUAUUGAACACGGCGCGGACAUCGUGGUGCAUAGUGCUACGAAGUGGAUUGGCGGUCACGGUAAUACCAUCGCAGGCGUAGUUAUCGACUCAGGCAAAUUCGAUUGGACAAGAUCUGGCAAGUUCCCGGCUUUCACUGAGCCGUCGGAGGGAUACCACGGCCUCAAGUUCAGCGAGACGUUUGGACCACUUGCCUUCGCAGUGAAGUGCCGCGUUGAGGUGCUCCGCGACCUGGGAUCCUGCAUGAACCCCUUCGGCGCAUUCCUGCUGCUACAGGGUUUAGAGACCCUGAGCCUCAGAGCGCAGCGGCACUCCGAGAACGCCCUUUUGCUGGCACAAUGGCUCGAGCAGCACCCCAAGGUUGCGUGGGUGUCGUACCUUGGCCUUGAGUCGCACUCGUCCCACAACCUCGCGAAGCGUCUACUCCGCCCGAACGUCUUUGGUGGUGUCCUGAGUUUCGGCGUGAAAGGUGCCGAUGCGAAGGUGGGCAGCCAGGUCGUCGACAACCUUCGGCUGGCGAGCAACCUCGCCAACGUCGGCGACGCGAAAACGCUUGUCAUACAUCCCUCGACAACCACACAUCAGCAGCUUUCCACUGAGGAACAGUUGGCGUCUGGUGUUACUCCGGAUCUUAUUCGAGUAUCUGUUGGUAUCGAAAAUAUUGCUGAUAUUGUUGCGGAUUUUGCGGAAGCCUUGAAAGCUGUACCAUGA
This is a messenger RNA of Fibroporia radiculosa, 1305 nucleotides long. RefSeq lists its product as uncharacterized. Bases 1 to 1305 code for a protein of 434 amino acids. Gene Ontology annotation, molecular function: pyridoxal phosphate binding; transferase activity, transferring alkyl or aryl (other than methyl) groups. The transcript has 15 exons. Gene Ontology annotation, biological process: transsulfuration. NCBI's taxonomy places the organism in Eukaryota, Fungi, Basidiomycota, Agaricomycetes, Polyporales, Fibroporiaceae. The record is from RefSeq and is a predicted model, not a curated record.